AUGUCCUUCAUUCCCAAGUCCGUCAACCACCUCCACCGCCUCGCCUCCACCGCCGCCACCGGCAGCCACAAGGUCGUCGUCAUCGGCGCCGGUGCCGCCGGUCUCUCCGCCGCCAACCAGAUCUACAACGCCUUCAAAGCCCAGGGCCGUACCCUCGCUGACGGCGACGUCGCCAUCGUCGAUGCCAACAAGACCCACGACUACCAGCCCGGGUGGACCAUCGUCGGAUCCGGUCUCGCCAACAAGCAAGACUACCGCAAGCCUGUCGACUCGUUGAUCCCCAAGCACCUCGCGCAUAUCCCGCAGAACGCUGCGGGCUUUGAGCCCGGGUCGAACCAGGUGGUGCUCGCGGAUGGGAGCAAGGUCACGUAUGACUUUCUUGUCGUCGCUGCCGGGCUCCAGAUCAACUGGGACAACAUCAAAGGUCUCUCGUCAGCCCUCACCGACCCCCUGAAGAACAAGGUCUCUUCCAUCUACUCUUACGAAACCGUCGACAAGACCUGGGACCUCAUCCGCGCACACAAGGGUAAAGAGGACGGCGAGUCCAUCUUCACCCAGCCAUUCGGCGUCAUCAAGUGCGCCGGUGCGCCCCAAAAGAUCGCCUACAUGUCCGACUCUUACUGGAAAUCCAACGGCAUCUCGCCCAGGUCUACGUUCAUCUCUGGUAUGCCCACCAUGUUUGCCCAGCCUGAAUACUCUGUCGCUCUCAAUGCUAUCCGGGAGAAGAAGGGUAUCGACGCGAUCUUCAACACCAACCUCGUUGAAGUCCGCCCAGAGACGAAGAGCGCGGUAUUCGAAGUCGUCGCAGGCGAGGACAAGGGUAAGAAAGUAGAGAAAGAGUACGGUAUCUUGCACGCCGUGCCCCCUAUGGGUCCCCUGAACUUUAUCAAGACCUCCCCCCUAGCCGACGCCGCAGGCUGGGUCGACGUCUCCAAAGACACCCUCCAACACAACAAAUUCCCCAACGUCUUCUCCCUCGGCGACUCGUCCUCCCUCCCCACUUCCAAAACUGCCGCCGCCAUCACCGGCCAGACGCCCGUGCUCACGCAUAAUUUGGUGACGUUGAUGGAGACGGGCAAGGUGGGGGAUGCGGUGUAUGAUGGGUAUACGAGUUGCCCGUUGUUUACUGGGAGGGGAGAGCUGUUGUUGGCAGAGUUCAAGUAUGGGGCGCAGAGGAAGGAGACUUUUGGGCAGUUUGUGGAUCAGCGGAUUCCUAACCGAGCAUUCUACCACCUCACCAAAGACGUCAUGCCUCGCGCGUACUUUAGCAAGAUGCUCAAGGGCGAGUGGUACGGUCCCCGCAUGUUCUUCCCUCCCACUUAUCUUCCUCAAUCUUCAUAA
Cryptococcus wingfieldii CBS 7118 is the source of this 1341-nucleotide messenger RNA. Its product is annotated as sulfide:quinone oxidoreductase. The coding region runs from base 1 to 1341 and encodes 446 amino acids. Gene Ontology annotation, molecular function: FAD binding; sulfide:quinone oxidoreductase activity. The record is from RefSeq and is a predicted model, not a curated record. Gene Ontology annotation, cellular component: mitochondrion. The transcript is spliced from 4 exons. NCBI's taxonomy places the organism in Eukaryota, Fungi, Basidiomycota, Tremellomycetes, Tremellales, Cryptococcaceae.